Messenger RNA from Penicillium brasilianum, 1344 nucleotides. Lineage: Eukaryota; Fungi; Ascomycota; Eurotiomycetes; Eurotiales; Aspergillaceae. The record is from the annotation of a GenBank genome assembly.
AUGGCCUUCCCCGUACAACAACGAGUGGAGAUCAUUCGUGCUAGCUGUGAUAAUUGUGCCAAAUCCAAGGUCCGCUGCAGCAAGGAUCAACCGUCGUGUCAACGAUGCCUGUAUCAAGGCGUCCCCUGCAUUUACAGUCCCUCUCAACGGUCCCGAAAGCGACCCCCGCCAACUCCUCCACCGGGAGCCGCUCCCCACUCUCAAGGGGUUGCAUCGACGAGAGAUCGGAACGAUGGGUCGAUCCUAGAUGCUUGCCUGGGAUCACAACGGAGAGAAGAUGAAAUGGAUGGGGAGCAGAUCAUGGCCGACGUUCGCACCGUCGACAUGACUAGCCCCGGUCCACUACCGGCUCAGAUCGACACUCCUUUCUCCGAAAGGACUCAAUUCCCGGCCGAUGCAUUGAGCCCAAUCAAAUGGAGUGAAUUACUCGAGUCGUUCGACGGCAAUACACCUUCUCCAAACGAGUUGCCAGGUAUAUCGGGUAUACCACAGAUGCCAAUACCAAGUCCACAGUCGCGGAUGGACACCGUCAAUGACAAUAGCACUCUUGACGAGUUUCCCUGGCUAUUACCCUCCGAUUCACAUAAACAAUCCCUCUGGACACUACCCGCACCUCAUCAUCAAUCUGUACACCAAUGUUCCCAACUAGCCAUGUCGGCAAUCUCACGACUUGACGCACCAAUGACCCCAUGUCCAUCUCUCAACCGCUCAAACUGCCCCGAUCCACGAAUACAACUCACAAUGGGCCCCGAAGCACGAAGUUUCGACGAUAUUCUCAAACAUAGCCAUUCUUCCCUGGAAGAUGUCCUAGCAAUCCUCGAAUGCCCCUGCUCCAUCAAAACAGAUCUCAUCUUCCUCGUCACGACCACGUGCACCCGCGUUCUAUCCUGGUACCAAGCCAGUCUCGAUCGCAGCGCCGGCUGUCUCCCCCGCGAACCAGACAGCAGCAGCGGAUACAGCGAAACCAGUAAUGGCAGCGGCAGCGGAAGCAGAAGUCGGAGCCGAAGUAGCCCGGGCGCACCAUCGUCACUACGAUCAACCCCCGAGAGUAAUAUCCUGCAGGGAUUGUCCGAGUCGUUCCGUGAAUGGGUGUCAAUCCCAUCAAUCAACGUGGGUGCCUACACUUUGGAACCGGCCCAGUCACGGCGCAUGAUUGCGCAAUUGAUCUUGGCCGAAAUUGAUAAGGUCAAAGAGGUUCUGGCGGCGUUUAGUCGUAGGUAUUGUCGUCAGAAGGGCAUGUAUGGCGAUGAUGAUAAUGAGAAGGGCUUGCAUAUGGCGCUGGAAGCGCAUCUAAGGCAUCAGAUGAAAUCUGUGGCUCUGACGGCUCGAGAGCUCUUGAGCUAA